AUGCGGCCCGCAACGCCCCCCACCACGGCGGACUGUAGCACCGCUUCAUCAUCAUCAUCUCCGCCAAGGGCAGCUGCCGCACCGCCAAUGGCCACCGUCAUCACUUCCGUCGUUCCUAUGGAGGCGGGCGGACCGAUAAAGGUGGCAGCAGCGCACAAAGUGAGGGCGACUCCGCGUGUACGGAGAGGCGAAGAGAAACAGAAAUGUAGUAACAGCAGUCGCAUCGCCAGGCCGUCAGAGCCGCCGUAUACGCGCCACAGCGGCAGCACCGGCAGCAGCGCUGGCGGCGACGGCUCGCCACUUGAGAGGCACGCCUCCGAAGAGGCGGAUGUCGAAGAAAACGAGGAGGAUAUCGUGGUGGAUGAGCUGGACCUGUACUGCGGCACCUCGGCGCUCCUGUACCAGAGCCCUGUGACCGACAUCGUCUGGAGCAACGCCACCGCCGAUCUUUUCCGCUCCGCAGCACAGGCUACAGUAUCGGCGGGCCCACCGGCUGGGCGAAGAGUCGUCGACGCAUUGUCAUCAACGCGUACACCGUCGUCCUCGGCAUCGUCGCCCUCGUCGGCAUCCAGAAAACCUCGUCGUAGCGGCACCUCAGUCAAUGAACUCGACUGUCAAGAAGAGGAAGGGUCAGCAAACAAGCGGGGCGUUGCUGAUGAUGCGAUCUGUAGUGGGGCAGGUGAUCACCGUGUCGCCGGUGCGCCGUCGCGCCACCUGAUGGAGAUCAUCGCGCACCCACACGACGCCGACAACGCCGAGGCGAGCGUGGGUUUUGAGGGACACGGUGCCGCAGCGCCAAUCGUAGGCAGCUGGCAGGGCCGCGAUACCAACGGGGGUCAGCACAACGGCAUCACCGGACCAGCAUGCGCGUCUGCCGAAGCAACGGCGACGCGAUCUGAUCAACGUAAAGCCUGUGGGGAAGGUGUGAACGUCGAUGUGUGUUCGUCGUCACCUUCGUCCGGACGACGGCAAGACUGCAGUGGUGACAGUGGCAACGGCAAAGGCGGUGGCGAGCACGGCGCCCGCGAUGAUGGAGACGCAGAGGUGAGCCAAGGAGUGGCAAAGAAGUCUACUUCCAUCGUCCCCGUCGAUGUCCAAGCGCCGCCGACGUCUCUACGGCGCUGGUCCGCGGCAGCAGCGCCACCGCCAGCCUCAGGGACGGAGGAUGGCUCAUAUAUGCCGCCGUUAAUGGAUGAGUUUGACGGUGAGCUUCUCCAGCUUAUCAAAGCGUACUAUCUGCGCAAGCAGUCGACGGCUGCAGUGCCUACCCCAUUGUAUCCACCGCCGCCGCCGUCUUUGCAUGAAGUGCCACCACAAGCCGCGGUGGGGGCGGCAUCGUCGAGCUUCGCGCCGACGUGCUGCACAGGCCACGCGCCCAAUCGUGUGAGCAGCGGGUGCAGCAGCGCGAGCGCGGGUGGCAGCGACGGUAAAGGCGGCAGCAGACUUUUGGGGCCUGCGGCAGCGGCUGAGAAGCGAAGAAGUGACGGUGGCGUAGAUGCCCUGCUUGACUCAUGCUUUCCACCCCUGUCGAUUGAUGAUAAACAGGCCCCAUGCGGUCCGCUGAGAAGCCCCUCUGCCGUGUCACCCGCGGCUGACGCAGCAGCGGUGAUUGACGCCCGUAAAAGAGGGCCGAAAGAGCCCGAGGCGUGUCCUCUGGGGGACCGCCGCUCUUCAUAUGCAGUGGAGCCUUCUGACGACGCUGCUCUUGCCUCAGCUGGCGCGGCAAGGCCCAGGUUUAGGGAAAACGCGCUUCACCGGACUCCUUGCAUGGGCAGGAACGUUGUUAAUGUUCAUAAUGACAGCACUCGCGUGGCCUGCGGAGCAGCAACAGCAACGGUCGCAGCAUCCAGCUUUUCCCUGCGGCAGCACAACUCCCCACCUGCCGCAUCAUCGUACGAUCCCGCGACUCUCGGUGAGGCAAGCAGAGGACAGCACCGAGACGCAACGGGGCAAGGGGCUGCCACCCUCCACGAAGGUGCGGCAGUCCUGCGCCACCAAACUCACGGCGGUACCACCAUCAGCGGAGGCAGCGGAGCUGGUAGCGCGCUCGGUAGCGGCAUUGCCAGUAGCCUUAGCGCUCUCUCCAGCCUACCGUCCUAUAGCUCCACCUCCUUCGUGCGCGCCUACGUAUCUGACAUCAGCCUCAGCCUUGAGCCGGCCAUCAUCGUGUCGGCGCUGACAGCGGCCCUCAACAUCAUUGUCGUGUACUUCCUCCAGCAGCACGUUCUCGACACCCGCGAUCACCUUGGCCUCUUCCUGAUUGGCAGCUACAUGAUCUUCUCCUCCUACUACAUGAUAUAUUACUUCCUCGAGCGGUUCUCCGACUCCUUCCGCCGCAUCGCGUCGCAGGAUAAGAAGUUCUACAUCAUUGGAAACCUUAUCAAGGCGGGCAUUCUCAUCUCCAUCACGCCCUUCGCGUGCGUACACCUGGUCAAGAUCAUCGUCUUUGAUGAGUGGGAGAGCAACAUACUGCGCAACCUCGGCUGCAUCUACGCGAUUCCCGAUUUCAUAUCAAUGGUGAUUGUGCGGCGCAUGCGGUGGUCAACGUGGGUGCAUCACGCCUGCGUCGUGCUCUUCAACUACUUCAGCAUCAUGAACAACUACCAGCACGAAAAUGUCUGCCGCUGCGUCGUCGUCUACGCGGCCUUCUCGUCCUUCGCGUACUGUGUGAAUGUGCUCUUAGCCUCCCGCUUUCUCGGCGUCUCUGCGAGCGUGGCGCGGGUGCUGUCGUUUGUGGCACUCGUCGUGUACGCCCUCUGUUGCGCCGUCAACUGGGCCUGGCAGGUGUACUACCUGCGCCGCCUCCUCAUCAGCGGCCACGAUCACUGGACCGUAUACGUGUACAUGUGCCUUAUCUCCCUCGUUAUGUGGGAUGAUAUCGUGCUGAACAACUGGUUGCUACACCACGCCCGCAACAACGCCUAUGCCGCCUCGCAACACCUUCAGCAGCAUCGCACCCGCCAGCAACAGCAGCAGCAGCAGCAGCAGCCGUCGUCGGUGUCGCCGCUGAUCAUGUCAGCGAGCCUGUCACAACGACCCAGUCCGUUGUACCGUAGCCAAAACACACGUGCCGUCUACACAGCGCCGCCGCCGCUGCCGCCGAUAGGACUGCCCCCACGUGCACCGUGA
This is a messenger RNA of Leishmania braziliensis MHOM/BR/75/M2904, 3129 nucleotides long. RefSeq lists its product as hypothetical. The transcript has a single exon. The coding region runs from base 1 to 3129 and encodes 1042 amino acids. NCBI's taxonomy places the organism in Eukaryota, Euglenozoa, Kinetoplastea, Trypanosomatida, Trypanosomatidae. The record is from RefSeq and is a predicted model, not a curated record.